This is a messenger RNA of Drosophila mojavensis, 1754 nucleotides long. It is a transcript of the gene Or88a, whose product is annotated as odorant receptor 88a. The transcript is spliced from 2 exons. The coding region runs from base 22 to 1287 and encodes 421 amino acids. NCBI's taxonomy places the organism in Eukaryota, Metazoa, Arthropoda, Insecta, Diptera, Drosophilidae. Gene Ontology annotation, biological process: sensory perception of smell; detection of chemical stimulus involved in sensory perception of smell. Gene Ontology annotation, molecular function: odorant binding; olfactory receptor activity. Gene Ontology annotation, cellular component: plasma membrane. The record is from RefSeq and is a predicted model, not a curated record.
UUGUGCAAGAUAUUCCUAGACAUGGAUAACAUAAAUCAACCCAUUAAAAUUGAGGCAUUCUUUGAAUUUCAGAAGUUUCAGCAAUUCUUUCAUUUACUACACUUUAAGUUUUAUCGCAAUGAUGAGGGCCGUAUUGUCAACAGAUCGGACUUGGUUUUCUUUACGGGCUUUUCUUUGGACAUCUGGUUCUUUGGUGUCAAUUUAUUUGAUAUUUUCUGGUCGAUGCAUCGAGGCGUGACUUCCAGUCAAAAUCUGCCCGUCUUGAGUAUUUCGGUAUAUUAUGCCAUUCGUGGAAUAUUGUUGUAUACGAAGCGACACGAAAUUAUCGACUUCAUCAACGUGAUGGAUCGAGAAUUUCCACGGGAUUUGCCCACACAACGGCACCUCCAAGUGGCGGAGAUAUAUGAGCAGCUCAAGAAGCGGAAAGGCUACGUCGGUCUCUUUGCAUUUGUCGCUCUUGGUGGCUUCAGCAUUGCACCGAUUAUUUUCUACAUACUCGCCUAUGAGGAUCGGAAUGCGCCCAUCCUGUUGGACCAACAGCUGCUUGGAGGCUGGCUACCGUACAAUAUUCGACAGAUCCAUUUACUUUAUCCAUUCGUGUGGAUCUACGACGUCUACGCCAUGCUCGUCGGCGUCACCUUUUUCACCACCUUCGACACCUUGUUCAUUGCAUUUCAGACGCUGCUGCGAAUGCAUCUGAAUGGCCUGCGCAGGCAGAUAGAGCAGCUCAAUGCCGUCGACAGUGAAAAUCCAGUGGAUGAGAAGAGGUUCUAUGCGUACAUCAGCGGCUUGAUACGCCGCCAUCAAGAGAUCAAUGUGCUAUGCGACAAGUUUAAUGAUCUAUUCAAGCUGGCAAUCUUUUUGAGCGAUCUGGUCGGAGCCACCUCCAUCUGUUUUCAUUUGUACUUAAUGUCCGAGGCAAGCGACAAACUGAUGAUUGCCAAGUUCUUAGGCCCCACCAUGGCUCUGGUGGCCUUCACGUUUGAGUGUUGCCUGCGUGGCUCACAGCUCGAGGAGGCCGUGAGUUUAACUAAAAAGCACUUUCUUAAAUAUUAUAUACAUAAAUAUAUUAUUUCCCAGUCUGCGGGCUUGAAUGAGGCAUUGUAUAACCACAGCUGGUAUCACGGCAGUAAGAAAUACCGCAAAGUGAUGCUGAUCUGUAUAAAAUAUUCUCAGUGCACCCGCAAAUUAACGGCUUAUGGCUUGGUGGAAGUUAAUAUGAUUCACUUUACGGAUAUUAUGCAACUUUCUUACAGACUUUUCACAUUUCUCAAGUCACGACAAUAGAUAUAUAGAGUUGCAGUUAAUUUGACUAUUUUUUAUCAAAUCAAUAUUAUUCGAUUUGGCACACCCCAAAAGUACUUGUAGUUAUCACCUAAUCCUUCUAUGCUAAUCAUAAAUUGUUUAGGUAUUUUCAUUAGUGUUUUGCGAUUUAUCUCAAUUUGCCAUUUAAUUUAUCAUAGUAAAUGAUCUACGAAUGAGAGAUGAGAUAAUCUCAAAACAGUGUAAUCCCGCUUUACUAAUAGGCUUUAAAGCUCCAUUUCUUGUUCAAUUUGUAUUACGAUAAUAGAUUAGAUGUCUAGAUCAUAUUAUUACGAUCUGUUAUAUUCGAAGUUUAACACCAAUGCAAUAUUAUUAAGCUGAUAGUUAAUUUGCAAUGCCCCAAUGCCCCAAAUGCAAUGAAUGAAAAUGAUCUGAUAAAUAUAUAUACACACAUAUAUACAGAUGCUUAUGUUACCCAACCGUAACGAAUC